Molecule: messenger RNA, 1544 nt
Organism: Lynx canadensis (Canada lynx)
Lineage: Eukaryota; Metazoa; Chordata; Mammalia; Carnivora; Felidae
Gene: CEBPZOS
Product: CEBPZ opposite strand
Exons: 5
Coding region: 1059-1301 (80 amino acids)
Source: RefSeq, a predicted model, not a curated record
UUUUUCAAAAAGAUAAACACUGAAUUAUACAGUGUUACUUGCACUUUAUGUUUUGAACCCUUAACCUCACCUCCCAACAGAACAAAACCAGAUUUUACUUGGAUUCCUUACACUGUGGUUAUGGCUGCAGUCAGGCUUUAUUUUUAAGUUAAAAGAAUAUUUUUUUUUCACCCGUUGAACAUUAAAACUUAUCCCACGAGAGGUCCCUGUACCAAUCAUGACUUACUUGGUGUCAGGUACAGCAUUGUAAACAAAACAGUUCUCCAUUCCCACCCACUCAGCUGCCUGUUGGUUACAUGCAAGUUCUUUAUUAACUUCCUCUGCUUCAGUUUUUAAAGAUACGAACAAUAAAGUUAUAAUCUUUUAGUCCCCAGGGUGAUCAUAUUAUCAAAAUGAGGGAAAGGAAUUUUGGAGGGAAGGGGCACCUGGUAAAGAGAUUAAUAGGAUAAUCCCACAAAGUAGGGUAUUUAAUUACCCCGUCUGAGGCAUUAUAAAAAGGAGUCAAAAGGAAAUGGUGCAAACGCGUGACCGUGAGCAGAGAGCUGGGACUGUAGAGUAUCACAGAGCUUACCAUCUCUGCACAGAUGUUAGAGAACAAACACUAUGACACAGCAUACAUUGACGAUAUCAAAAUCCUAAGAUUAAAAACGACUGGUUUCUCCUGUUGUUGGGGUUCUAGGGAGGCAGAGUAAUAACUUGAGUUUAUGUUUCAUAUACUCAGUAAGAGUCAUAUGUUAUUUCCUUGAUUUAUAUAGCCCCUUUCCCUUGUUUAGCUUUUACAUUAGAGAAAGAGAAUGAAGACUCAAACCCUUUUUGGUUGGCUUUUAUUUUAAUUGAAGUGAAUCAAGAUCUGAAGUCUAGGUUGCCACUUACUGGAUGGUGGUGAUCAGUUUUCCUAAUGUGGUACAGGGGCCUCUUGUAUACAAGUCAUUGGAGUUGUGUGCAAAUGGGGCACCUUACUGGGAUGCUAACCCUCAACUUGCUGAAUCAGAAAUCUGGGAACUCGGGAACUACAGGGUGAGGCCCAGGAAUGUGCAUUUUUUAAGAAGCCUUGUGGGAUGGCCCGCACUAUGGAACCACUGGCAAAGAAGAUCUUUAAAGGAGUUUUAGUAGUUGAACUUGUGGGCGUUUUUGGAGCAUAUUUUUUGUUUAAUAAGAUGAACACAAGUCAAGAUUUCAGGCAAACAAUGAGCAAAAAAUUCCCCUUCAUCUUGGAAGUUUAUUACAAAUCCAUUGAACAGUCUGGAAUGUAUGGAGUCAGAGAGCAAGAUCAAGAAAAAUGGCUGAAUAGCAAAAAUUAAGACCAGUCAUCACGUUCAGCCUCCCAUCUAAGCUGUUUGAGACCUUUGUGGGGAAGAAGAAAGAUGAACACACCAUGUUGUAGACUCCUGGCCCCACAGAACAAAACAAGAACUUCUGGUCUGCUAUGGCUUACUCAUUUCCCAUCCACUAUGCAAAUCCCCUGCUCUUGUUUGUUGCUUUCCUUCUGCAUUUAUUGUUAAAGAUUACUGUUUAACAAAUAAAAGACUAGGUCAACAAAGGAA